Molecule: messenger RNA, 2706 nt
Organism: Knipowitschia caucasica
Lineage: Eukaryota; Metazoa; Chordata; Actinopteri; Gobiiformes; Gobiidae
Source: the annotation of a GenBank genome assembly
AUGGACGGGUCCGCGGUGCGCGGGGACAGCUCGGAUGCGAUCGUGAUGGAGCACAUACCUCCUGGAGAGGGGGCGCGGGCAGCGGCACAGAGUGACCCCCCAACCAUCGCCCUGUGUCUCCCUGAGGAGCAUUCUGAGGAGGUGCUGCUCUCUGAAGGAGGCCUGUGUGACAGCUGCAGCAGCCUGGGCCGGCCAUCCUCCUCCUGCAAACUCUAUCACCAGGUGCCACAGUCACGUUUGGGGCCUUUCGACUCUCCUUCACCCAGACUGUGUCCUCGCUCUAGCCAGGCGCCUGGCACCUGCCACAGCUGUCCCAGAAGAGGAAAGCAUGGGUGUUCGCUGGAGGCUGUGCGAUUGAAGGAGGGUCAGAGUUUCAGCUCAGCUCAGUCCUUGUGUUCUGGAGCUGUCCGCUGUCACUGGCUCCACAGCUCAGCUGACAGUGCUCUACACAAACCCACACAGGCCCCGACUGUCAGGGAUGGAGGGCUGUCCUGGAUCAUCAAGAUAUAUGGUCAGCUGUUGGUUGAGCACCCGUUAGGUUUGCUGCUGGGUUGUGCUCUGCUCCUCUUGGCCUGUUCUGGAGCAGCAUUUCUGGUGGGACCUUUACCAGACUUCUCAAAUCCUCUAAUGGGCUUUCAGCCACGGGGGACGUACAUCAGUCUGCGUGAGUCCAGUCUGCAGCAGCUGCUGGAGAACACAGGGCCUGGCAGGACUCUGUCUCUGCUGCCACAGGCACUCAGUGCGAGAGCAGGAGGAUCUGUCAGCCAGAACAGCAGCAGAGCUCGAACGAGGAGGAUGUUGGCCAGACACUUCACUCCAGACCCCUUCCUCUGUGAUGCUCCAGGAGAACAUCUGGCCCAACUUGUGUUCAGAUCUGAAAAUGCAGCCAGUCUGUGGAACCUGAGGACCAUCCAGUCCAUGUGUGAGAUGGAGCAGUCCAGGAUCCGGUCCCAGGCCCAUUUUCAGGAUGUGUGCCAGCGGCCCCUCAGAAGCGGGCCCCAAGACGAAGGCCUGAGCAGCAACUGCUGUCCCAGCUGGUCCCUGGGGAACUACUUAUCUGUGCUCACAAAUGCCUCAAGCUGCCUUAGCCUCACUGCACAGCAGGUGUCGGAGUCACUCAGCCUGCUGCGUAAAUGUGCUCCGUACUAUCAUGAAGGACGUCUAACAAAGACCUGUGUGGACAGGCCCAAACACGGCACCUGUGCUUCUGUUCCGAGUCGAUGUAAACAGUCCAAUGUGGUGUUCCAGAUUCUACAUUUUCUGGUGGAUAAGGACUUUCUGGUGCUUGCUGCUGGGGGCACCUACAUGGCCUGUGUGGAGCCAGGCAUGAAGCUGCCAACUCUGGAGAGCAAAGUCACUCAACUGUUCCCCUCCAGUCAUCCAUUUGAGAGAUAUGAUGCAGAGUACCGCCACAUGUUUAUGUUUGAGCGCCAGAGAAAUGGGGAGGACAUGCCCCUGACCCUACAGUUAGUCUGGGGCGUCAAAGCCUCCGACAAUGGAGACUAUUUUAACCCACACAGCAACAACUCAUUGGUCUUGGAUCCAGAGUUCAAUAUGAGCAGCCCUGAAUCCCAGUGCCUGAGUCUGCUGCUCGCAGAACGCUACAUCGAGGGCCAUCUGGCUCAUGCAGGGGGAGUGUACUUCCACACAGAUGGACGAAUCGCUGCCCUUGUUUUAGCAUUCAGAACCACUUACCUCUAUAGCUUUAAUUAUACCACCACCAGUGUCUAUUACAGACAAAUCCUUUCAUGGUUUACAAAAGAGAAAUCAGAUGCACCACAAGGCCUGGCCCGUGGGUGGUUUGUGAGCCAGCUCUCUCUGCUGGACCUGCAGCAGUCCCUGGGCUCAGAGACACUGCUGGUUUCAGGGUUUUCUGUGGCCCUGACCUUUGCCUCCCUCCUUACUGAAUCUCAUCUAACAGUCAACUCCUCAACUACUGGUAAUGGAGCUUUUGACAAAAACAGAGUGAGGAGGAGCCAGUACAAAGAUGAAGGGAGCUAUCUGUAUCCCAACCACCAUAAUCAGCAGAGACAGAAGCUCGACGUUGGCACUAGUCAAGGGCACGAGCAGUACGAGCUGCAACCUCUGGCCUAUCGACUCAGUGACAGCUUUGAGAACAGUACUUGCACCAGUAAAUUGUCCACCAGGCCUUCUGUCCUCUCAGAUGAGAUCCAGUUUUGUAGCAGAGAAGAUGUGUGCACUCAGCACCAUAAGAUGUGCACUACGUCUGUGGCCAUGCAAACAUCAUCGCCGUACAAAGAGUCCAGCAAACAACUGUGCACGGCUUGCAGAGGUCAGAGGUGUAGUGGGCUGAAACACCAGAGCAAUACGGCCUUUUCUUCAUCGUCCAGCAUCGAAGACAGCCAUAUUCUAAAUCCUACCUUAUGCAAAGAUAAGGCCAAAACCCAUGAAGCAUUGUGGGCCAUGUCGCAGAGCUCUGAAGAGGGCAUGGGAGACUCAAACAACACCAGUCUGAGCAUCGUGGAAGCAAAGGCGUCUACAUCACAGCAAAUAAUGAAAGAGGACCAGCAGCUGCAGCCUGGACACCUGAAUGAUAAAAGGGAUACUCUUCGCUUACCUUUGAAAGAAACGACCUAUGAGAGCGGGAACAGGAGCAGCAGUGAAGUGGUCAUUAUACCCAACAGUAAACCAGAUUUACCAGACGUGUGGAUCAAGAGACGUGGGGAGCAGGAGGAUAGCUGCUGA